GCGGCGAACGUCGUGGCGUCGAGUUGUGUCGUGUGUGCGUGCGCGUGUCGGUGCGCACGUUGACCAGCGGCAGCGAAGCAAGCGAAGCAAGCGAAGCACACCCACACCGCGCGCUCGCUCUCUCUCUCUCUCUCUCUGUCUGUCUCUCUCUCUCUCUCUCUCUCCGUCUGUCUCGCACAGGCGCUCGAACGGCAUCACACUCGCGGAGCAGCUCGCGACCGCCUCAGUUCGACCGUCCGGUUCGGCAAAGCAACAACAAACGAGCGACGACGACCUGUGUGCACAGUGUGUCAGCCGCGGCCGCCUCGAGCUUUUGUGCUUCGCCCGUUAUCUCUGUGCUUCGAUACCCGUUCGGCCCGAACGCGCAUUUAUCGGUUGUGUGCUCCGACCACCUGUGACCUGCCAGCCGCCUCGCUCGCUCCCGAUCGCCGGUCGACGCAAUGCCGCGGACGCAUUGGUGAUAGCCGCCGAUUGUGCCCCCUUCCCUUCCCCAGUGACUUGUGUGCAUUAGCCGUAGACUAGGCUGCGCCAGUAGAGUAACCCAGUGCAGUAACGGGUAGCGGGCCGCUGUUCUGCUGUCGAGCACAAAGGCCAACGCAUGUUGGGUAGCGCGGUGAUCGGCAGGCAGCAGCAGCAGCAGAGGAGACGCAGCAGCAGCACCGCGAGUCGGCGGCCGGCUUGACGAAUAGCGAAAACGUCGACGUCGGACGCCUGCUUAUCACAGCGAGACAGCGACGACACCCUCCAGUCGGCUGAUAUGUUAUUGGAGAUGGAGCAGCACUCGGGCCUUAUAUCCCUGAACAUGUCGCCGUUCCAGCUCAGUCCCCAGAACAGUCCGCAGGCUGCCGGCAGCCAGACGCAGCAGCAGUCGCAGCAGCAGCAGCAACAGCAGCAGCAGCAGCAAUCACACGCGUACAGUCCGUCGCCGUACGCCAACUGCGCGCCCUCCCCCGCCUCGAACAUGUGCCACCCCCAGCAGUCCAUGUCGCAGGGCUCGCAGGCUGCGCAGCAGCAGGCCCAGGUGUCGGGCUUCGAGGCGGCCUUCUACGAGAUGGAGGACCGCUGCCCCAUGUGCGGCGACAAGAUGUCCGGCUACCAGUACGGCCUGCUGUCCUGCGAGUCCUGCAAGGGCUUCUACAGGCGCAACAACUCGCCGUCGUGCAGCACCAAGAAGGUCUACACCUGCCUGUUCUCGCCGACAGGUGGCGGCGGCAACGGCGCCGGCUCCGCCCCCAGCAAUAACAACAACAACAGCAGCAGCAACAACAAUAACAGCAGCGCCGGCCACGCCGGCCAGGCGCAGAGCCAGCUGGACGGCUCGGGCUACCCCGGCAACUCGGCGCCCUCGCCCGCGCUGGGCGCGGGCGCCGGCGGCGGGCAGCAGGCUGCCGCCGGCGGCGCCGCGUCCAACGGGCCCGGCGCGCUCUGCCACCCCGGCGGCGCGCCCGGUGCCGGCCUGGGGGCCCAGGUGAACGUGGGCGUGGUCACCGGUUCGAUACCCGGCCCUUCCGACUUCCCCGACACCAAGGACGUGAUCGAGGAGCUUUGCCCGGUCUGCGGCGACAAGGUCAGCGGCUACCACUACGGCCUGCUCACCUGCGAGUCCUGCAAGGGCUUCUUCAAGCGGACAGUGCAAAACAAGAAGGUCUACACGUGCGUCGCCGAGCGCUCCUGCCACAUCGACAAGACCCAGCGGAAGAGGUGCCCCUUCUGCCGGUUCCAGAAGUGCCUCGAGGUUGGCAUGAAGCUCGAAGCGGUUCGAGCGGACAGGAUGCGCGGCGGCAGGAACAAAUUUGGACCGAUGUACAAGCGCGACAGGGCGCGGAAGCUGCAAAUGAUGAGGCAGCGGCAGUUGGCUCUCCAGACGAUCCGUGGCACGCUCGGCGACCCGACUAGCUAUCCCAACACAGUCGCGCCCUUCCUUCACAUCAAGCAAGAGAUUCAGAUACCUCAAGUCUCGUCGCUGACCUCGUCGCCCGACUCCUCGCCAUCGCCCGCGGCCGUAGCUGCUGGACUGGUGACCACUCAGGCCGGCGGCGUCUCCGGGAGUGGGCAGCAGCACAUGAUCGCGCCAUCGACGCAGGCGUCGCUGUCCUCGGCGACGAGCAACAGCGGCGGCCACAUGCAGGGCGCGGCGGGCUCCAACCCGCUGGACAACAAGCUCUGGCCGGCCAACUCGACGACGCCCAGUCCCAAGGGCUUCGGCGCCUUCGAGCACCACGGGCCCGGCGUCGGGUCCGCGCCCCACCUCGGGCACCUGCACCAGGCCGGGCUCUCGGCCCAUCACGGCGCCAGCGCCCAGGCCGGCCUCGGUGCGCCCAGCGCGCCCAACCAGCAGCAAGCCAAUAGUGCCAACCUCGCGUCCAUCAAAACUAGUCCCAUGAUCCGAGACUUCAUACAGUCGGUCGACGAUCGCGAGUGGCAAGCCUCGCUGUUCGGCCUCCUGCAGAACCAGACCUACAACCAGUGCGAGGUGGACCUUUUCGAGCUCAUGUGCAAGGUCCUCGACCAGAACCUCUUCUCGCAAGUCGACUGGGCGAGGAAUUCCGUCUUCUUCAAAGAUCUCAAGGUUGACGACCAGAUGAAACUGCUUCAACACUCGUGGUCGGACAUGCUAGUGCUGGAUCACCUACAUCAGAGGUUACACAAUAACCUGCCCGAUGAAACGACGCUACACAACGGCCAAAAGUUUGAUCUCCUCUGCCUCGGCCUACUUGGGGUACCGUCCCUCGCCGAUCUCUUCAACAGCCUCUCGCAGAAGCUGCAAGAUCUCAAAUUUGACCUAUCCGACUACAUCUGUAUGAAAUUCCUGAUGCUUCUCAAUCACGAUGUUCGUGGUUUGGUUAAUAAGAAGCACGUUCAGGAAGGUCACGAGCAGGUCCAGCAAGCUCUUUUGGACUACACGUUGACGUGUUAUCCAUCGAUACCGGACAAGUUCAACAAGUUGCUAGCAGUAUUACCAGACAUUCACGUGGUGGCGAGUAGGGGCGAGGACCAUCUUUACCAGAAGCAUUGCAGCGGUGGCGCGCCCACGCAAACGCUCCUCAUGGAGAUGCUGCACGCCAAAAGGAAAUGAAGAAAGACGCGAGCAACAAAUGAUCAGGUGGCUGUUAAAGCUACCGCUGAACGCGAUUACUGCGAUAAAGCUGCCGCCGCCACCGCCGCCGCUGCCGCUGCCGCCGCCGCCGCCGCCACUGCUGCUGCUGCUGCUGCUGCUGCUGCUGC
Messenger RNA from Phymastichus coffea, 3225 nucleotides. It is a transcript of the gene ftz-f1, whose product is annotated as nuclear hormone receptor FTZ-F1. The record is from RefSeq and is a predicted model, not a curated record. Gene Ontology annotation, biological process: regulation of transcription by RNA polymerase II; hormone-mediated signaling pathway; tissue development. The coding region runs from base 758 to 3076 and encodes 772 amino acids. The transcript has 6 exons. NCBI's taxonomy places the organism in Eukaryota, Metazoa, Arthropoda, Insecta, Hymenoptera, Eulophidae. Gene Ontology annotation, cellular component: RNA polymerase II transcription regulator complex. Gene Ontology annotation, molecular function: zinc ion binding; nuclear receptor activity; RNA polymerase II cis-regulatory region sequence-specific DNA binding.